AUGAUAGGAGAAGGGAAGCCGGAAAAUCAGAACCAUGCCAUCAUUUUUACACGUGGAGAAGCAUUGCAGACAAUAGACAUGAACCAGGAUAAUUACAUGGAGGAAGCUUUCAAAAUGAGGAACUUGCUGCAAGAAUUUGUAAAAGAUCAUGGAGACGUAAAAAGUCCUGCAAUAAAUCUCAAUCCUUCCAGCAGCAGGGAUGGGACUGCUUCGAUUCCACGGAAAAAAAGCCCUACAAUACUUGGACUUAGAGAGCAUAUUUUCACUGGAAGUGUUUCAUCCCUAGCAUGGUUUAUGUCAAAUCAGGAGAAUAGCUUUGUUACUCUUGGGCAGAGGGUUUUAGCUAACCCUUUGAAGGUACGAUUUCAUUACGGCCAUCCAGAUGUUUUUGAUCGGUUGUUUCACCUUACCAGAGGGGGUGUCUCCAAAGCUUCUAAAACCAUUAAUCUCAGUUUCAAUUCUAUUCUACGUGAAGGCAGGAUUACCCAUCAUGAAUACAUCCAAGUUGGUAAAGGGAGAGAUGUGGGACUCAACCAGAUCUCAAUGUUUGAGGCAAAGAUAGCUAAUGGAAGUGGGGAGCAAACUCUAAGCCGUGACCUAUAUAGACUGGGCCACCGAUUUGAUUUCUUCCGCAUGUUGUCUUGUUAUUUCACUACGGUUGGCUUCUAUUUCUGUAGCAUGUUGACGGUGCUUACGGUUUAUGUAUUUCUUUAUGGACGACUUUAUCUCGCUCUUAGCGGGCUUGAAGAGGAAAUGUGGAACCAUCCAGCUAUUCAUGACACCGAAGCUCUUCAGGCAGCCAUUGCUUCCCAAUCAAUCGUUCAAAUGGGUUUCUUGAUGGCUAUGCCUAUGAUAAUGGUGAUUGGCCUUGAGAGGGGAUUCCAUAACGCGCUAUUCGAUUUUGUAUUGAUGCAACUACAACUUGCUCCCGUAUUUUUCACCUUUCAACUUGGGACAAAAGCACAUUAUUAUGGAAGGACAUUGAUGCAUGGAGGCGCAAAAUACAUAGCCACUGGUCGUGGCUUUGUGGUGUUUCAUGCCAAGUUUGCUGAAAACUACAGGAUGUACUCUCGAAGUCAUUUCGUGAAAGCUUUCGAGCUUGCAAUCCUUUUACUCAUGUACCACAUGUUUGGACGCGCCUAUAUGGGUGCAGUUACAUAUCUUCUUAUUACAUUUUCGAUAUGGUUCAUGGUGGGGUCAUGGCUCUUCGCUCCUUUCUUGUUCAACCCCUCUGGGUUUGAGUGGCACAAGAUUGUUGAAGACUGGGAACACUGGACCAAGUGGAUAUAUGAAUACGAUUACUUGGGAAUUGGUGCUCUCCCUGAGAAGAGUUGGGAAUCGUGGUGGGAGAAAGAACAAGAACAUCUUCAACACUCGGAUGCACUUGGUUUCAUGCUUGAGAUUGUUUUAGCUUCACGUUUCUUCAUCUUUCAGUACAUGCUCGUGUAUAAACUUACCCCUUUCGAAGACAAUCACAGCAUAUGGGUCUAUGUGGCUUCAUGGUUGGUGAUCUUGAUUAUUAUGCUCAUAGUGACGAUUUUGGGUUGGGCAAGUCGAGGCCUUGGCAAAAGCUCCCAGUUUGUUUGUAGAAUCACCAAGAUUUUUAUGUUUCUCGCAUUUUUGGCUAUUCUCAUUACUCUCAUGUGUCUUCGUCUUCUGACAUUCAAAGACAUCUUCCUAUGCAUGAUUUCAUUCAUCCUAACGGGCUGGGGAAUACUACUUAUUUCUCAAGCUUGUAAGCAGUGGAUUCAAAGACUAUGGAUCUGGUCAUCCGUGAGAACCCUGGCUUGGGGCUAUGACCUUCUGAUGGGUUUUCUCUUGUUCAUUCCGGUAGGAUUGUUGGCUUGGUUCCCGUUUGUGUCCGAGUUUCAGACCAGGAUACUUUUUAACCAAGCCUUUAGUAGAGGUCUACAAAUCUCACAUAUCAUUGGCGGUCAGAGCUCUACCUAG
Molecule: messenger RNA, 1950 nt
Organism: Arabis nemorensis
Lineage: Eukaryota; Viridiplantae; Streptophyta; Magnoliopsida; Brassicales; Brassicaceae
Source: the annotation of a GenBank genome assembly